GAUUUUCACAGACAUUCACUUCACUUAUUUCUUUUUACUCAGGCUGGUAAAUAGAAAAAAAUAUGGGAAAAAGAGAUACUGGAUAGUUUCAGCAGUGAACAUCAGCCCUAGCCUAGGAUUUAUGUUUUCACAAAGAGAUGUCUCAUGCACAGUCCUAAACAAGACAAGUGUUGCAGUGUGUGAGCAAGGGAUUCAGAGCUGGGAGAUUAAUGCAAGUCAUCUAGCCCAUCCUCUCAUGUUACAGACCGGGAUACUGAAAUCAGAGACUUGCUUGCAAACAUUCAGUUUGCUGGUGGUAGAACUGAGUCCAAAAUCCAGGUCUCUUUACUGCCACUUCUAUGAAUUCCCACUAUACCAUCAAGCUUUGUUAGUUUAGCUUUUUUGUAAAUCAGCCUGUUUCCAGUCUCUAAAAGGUAAAAAGUCAGGGAAAAGCCUAUAGUUCUUUAGAAUCCUGGGCUCCAGGACAAAGGAGAGUGUGGAGAGGUAAAGGGUAGAAGAACAAGGAAUUCUUUCUUCAUUGGUGGGGAAUUUACUCGAAUAGUUCCCAGUAUUUCCAAGAAUGAGAACCCCUUUAGUGAUGAAAUUACCAUAUAGUAAUAUUUUUACUUUCAUAUGUGAAUAUUUACUCUACAUUUAAUGCAUGAUAGACAUAACAAGUCACCAAAAUGGUGAGGAAAAAAAAAAAGACGCCAGCAAUCCACAACCACAGGGGGGAAUUGCUCCUCUUCUUACAUUCAAAGCAGAGAUUGGAUUGUGAAACUUCUCCUGAAAAUCCAGAUAAUUUGACUCCUUGAAAAAGUUAUUCAUUCAAUCAAAGGCCACGUGUCAUCCUAUGUCCACCCAAAGCACCCAGAAGCUACAUGCUCAUGAGGGGAUUUUUCAGAGUCUCUGACCAAAGGUACCUCAUUGAACCAGUGAAAUACUCGGAUGAGGGAGAACAUUUGGUGUUUAAAUAUAACCCGAGGUUGCCAUAUGCCACCAAUUACUCUUGUACAGAGCGUAACUUCACCAGGAAAACUGUUUCAAGCGAUACUAUAUCUAAAGAAGACUCCCAAACAAAAAACAUCCAUAAUGAAAAGUAUGUUGAACUGUUCGUUGUUGCCGAUGAUAGCGUGUAUCGUAGGAAUAAUCAUCCUUACAAUAAACUAAGGAACAGAAUUUGGGGAAUGGUCAAUUUUGUCAACAUGAUUUAUAAAACCUUGAACAUCCAUGUGACGUUGGUUGGCCUUGAAAUGUGGACAAAUGGAGAUAAGAUAGAAUUAGAUUCAAACAUAGAAACUACCUUACUGCGUUUUUCAACUUGGCAAGAAAGAGUCCUUAAAACAAGGAAGGAUUUUGAUCAUGUUUUAUUGCUCAGUGGGAAGUGGCUCUACACACAUGCGCAAGGAAUUUCUUAUCCAGGGGGUAUGUGCCUGCCCUAUUAUUCCUCCAGUGUCAUUAAGGAUCUUUUACCUGACAUAAAUAUAGUUGCAAAUAGAAUAGCACAUCAGUUGGGGCAUAACCUUGGGAUGCAGCAUGACGAGUUCCUGUGCACCUGUCCUUCCGGAAAAUGCGUGAUGGAUACUAGCGGAAGCAUUCCUGCACUAAAAUUCAGUAAAUGCAGCCACAACCAAUACCAGCAAUACCUGAAGGAUUACAAGCCAGAGUGCAUGCUCAAUGUUCCAUUUCCUGCCAAGUUCGAUGAUUUCCAAUAUUGUGGAAACAAAAAGUUGGAUGAGGGAGAAGAGUGUGACUGUGGCCCUGUUCAGGAGUGUACUAAUCCUUGCUGUGAUGCACACAAAUGUGUAUUGAAGCCAGGAUUUACUUGUGCAGAAGGAGAAUGCUGUGAAUUUUGUCAGAUUAAAGAAGCAGGGUCCACAUGCAGACCAGCAAAAGAUGAAUGUGACUUCCCUGAGGUGUGCACUGGCCACUCUCCUGCAUGUCCUAAGGACCAAUUCCAAGUCAAUGGAUUUCCUUGCAAGAAUGAGGAAGGCUACUGCUUCAUGGGGAAAUGUCCUACCCGGGAUGAUCAGUGCUCUGAACUGUUUGCUGAUGGGGCAAAAGGGAGUCACGAUGUGUGCUACAAGAUGAAUAAAGAAGGAAAUAAAUUUGGGUACUGCAAAAACCAGGAAAACAGAUUCAUUCCCUGUGAAGAGAAAGAUGUCACAUGUGGAAAGCUGUACUGUAGCGGAGGACAUCACUCAUCUCUCUUUGGAGAAGACAAGACCUAUCACCUCAGUGAUCCAAAGUGGAACCCCCAGAAUGGCACCGUCAAAUGCAAAACCACGUUUUUAUACCACGAUGCUAAAGAUGUUGGCCUGGUUGCCUUUGGAACAAAAUGCGGAGAUGGAAUGGUGUGCAGCAAUGGUGAAUGCGUGAACAGUGAAAACGUUUACAGUUCAACAAAUUGCCGCUCUCAGUGUGGUGAAAAUGAUGGGGAUGGCCAUGAACUCCAGUGCCACUGUGAGGAAGGACAGACAUCUGUAGACUGGGAAGAAACCUUAAAUGUUACCAAUAUCGCCAUCUUGGUGGUUGUGUUUGUCCUGGUUGUUACAGGCAUUGGAGUUGUCACAUUAUUAAUUCGUUACCAAAAAUGUAUUAAGUUGAAGCAAGUUCAGAGCCCAGCUAGGGAAACCCUGGGCGUGGAGAAUAAAGGAUACUUUGCUGAUGAGCCGCAGACAAGGACUGAGCCAGUCUUGCCAGAUAUUCAUCCUCUGCAUCAGAGAACUGCUGAGUCCUUGGAGAAACUUCCAACCAGUUUUUCAAGUCCCCACUACAUCACACUGAAACCUGCAAGUAAAGAUUCAAGAGGAAUUACAGAUGCCAAUCAAAGUGCCAAAGUGUUUCUUCAGCUGAGCAGGUUCUGGGUUCGUAUGAAGCUUCCCUCCACAGAGUGUUCCUAUAAAAACUCCUGCCCGAUACAGACACGCUGCCUCUGCUGGGUCACAUGAAGCAGGACAUUUUCUAAUGAUCCUUCUACUCCAUGUGACAAGUCUGUCCCAGAGAAAGUAGAGACACUCCUGAGUGCCAGCAAGGUGUUUGGCAUCCUGUAGUGGAAAAGAAAAUUAUUUCCUUUUUUCCCACGUUAGACCUGUUUAUUUUAUAACUGCUUCAUUAGCAUGGCUAAGGAAAUCAAGAAAAGGGUGAAGAAGUGUAGUACAACAGAAUCCAGAAAGGUUAUUCUAAUUAAUGGAUAUAAAUGAGGAACUGAAAUACAUGUUUACAGAUUUUAUGGGAAACAACUUAUUUUUAACCAUCUGUUUCUAUUUAGAGCUUGAAAUUGGAUAUCCAAAAUGGCUGUGCAAGGCUAGGUUGAGUCCGGAUGCAAGAGCUUCACAACCGUCCCUAGAUAUUUGCUUUACAGAGUUCUGGUAGUUUCUCAAAUGUUCUUUAUCCAGACAGAAAUGACAACUUUCUGUGAAUAUUUACCUGCAGAAUUUACAACCUGUAGCAUAUGCAUGUACUACAGAAAGAAAAGUUCUUAUGGUUUUUCAAAUGCUUCUUAGCUUAAUAUGAAAAUAAACGAGUCUCCUUGCUCUAGUAUUUUCCUACAAAAUGUUACUCUAGUUUCUUUUAAAGGAGUCAAAACUUUGAUGAUGGUAACAUAAUUUAAGAAGCAAACAUCACUUCUUUACUUCUUUGGAAACACAAAAGUACUUAUUUUAAUUUGAACACGGUGUCACUACCACUAAUUGUAGUGUAAAUGAAAUUCUGUCCUGCAAAAAUGCCAAGAAAGGCAGGGCAGAGUGGCAUCGAUUCCACUCAUUAAUUAAAAAAGUGAAGAAGGCAGAAGAAUAGUCACCUAACUACAGAAUAGUUCUAAAAUCUUAGUGGUAGCAAAAAAGCAGGACACAACAUGCUCUUAGCAAUUCUAAAUUCCUAGGUCUGCUUCUCUAGAAUUCUGUAAGAAGUUAACAGAGAAGUUAGAGGGUUACAAGAAUUUCAAAAAAAUGACUCCAACUGAGAGGGACAUACUCCUAGCUCCUAGGAAGGGUUUUCAAGAUCCUCAUACUCUAUGGAUCUCAGCAUUUGAUGGGCAAUUUCUGUGCCGUCUCUGCCCUUUCCCUGUUGGUUUGUCAUGGUGUAUGGGGAUGGCCUGAGAAUGAUUUCAGCUGUUUCUUAUACAGAUGUUUCUCAAUUCUUCUCUUGUCAUCUCUAUUUUUUAUCUUGUGAACUGUUAAAGCUACAUGCAAUUUUUUUUCAUUCGUUGAAAUAAAGUCUUCAAGUGCUAAUUGAAAAUGUUCUGACUCAAUGAAAUAAAGGCUGCAGCUGAAGGCAGGAAA
Lemur catta (Ring-tailed lemur) is the source of this 4262-nucleotide messenger RNA. RefSeq names its product ADAM metallopeptidase domain 7 (gene ADAM7). Lineage: Eukaryota; Metazoa; Chordata; Mammalia; Primates; Lemuridae. Bases 861 to 2930 code for a protein of 689 amino acids. The transcript is spliced from 19 exons. The record is from RefSeq and is a predicted model, not a curated record. Gene Ontology annotation, molecular function: metalloendopeptidase activity. Gene Ontology annotation, cellular component: plasma membrane. Gene Ontology annotation, biological process: proteolysis.